CAAAACACCCAACAAAACACAGACACGGCAGGUUGGGUUUUUCCCAUUGGACUGGUAGCCUUGAAUGUUUAUGUUGCAGCUCAAUUAUCCUCUUACGUGGCCAAACCUCAAUCACCAUUUCAUAUGCUCUAGAUACUCACAAACGCAAUUCCCGUUCUUCAAUCUCCAAUUAAGCUUAGACAAACAAUAAAGUUUUUAUAUAUUUACGCAUUUAUCCUCUUCAAUCAACUGAACUAGAACUGUGAUAGUAUGCACUUUUAUUUUUACGAAAGCAGGUUAAUAAGUUAUCUAUCACCAUCAGUGUCUUAAGUGCAAUACCAUGUUCAUAAAUUAACAGAAUCUGGUUCCACCUCAACCCCUUCUCUUUGGUUCUCUAUCCAUGUCUCUAGCAGUAGCAGUUUCCUCACCAAAAUGGCUGACCAAUUGUGUUCAAGCACUCACCUCAAUUCUAUGUUGUGUUGUUUUCCUCAUGUUUGAUUUUCUUGAUGCUGUUUUCUGCGUUAUCUAUAGAUUCCUUGAUGAACGCGUUGAAGGGGAGGCUUCCCCUUGUUGCUGUUCUAACCGGGAAAUGCUGAAGAGGAGGAUGAAUGUGACAGAUGAUGAUGGUCUAUCAGAUAGCUUGUAUGAGAGGAAAAACACUUUUAGAGAAAUGGGGUUCCUUCAAUUUGGGAGAAAAUGUGAAGAUUCCAAUAGAAAACAUGGUAGAGGUGGUGCAAGGUCGGUGAACCGUUGGUCUGAUUGUGGCUGUGAUUCUUGCCUUUCAUGGGUCAAUGAUGGAAGUGACUAUAAACUUCAUUUUGUUGUGAAGGAGCCCUUGUUGGCCAAUGGUGAGAACUUCAGGGGAAACCACCCUUCUGAGAAUGCCAUAUUCUUGCAUGGAUUUCUCUGCUCUUCCUCAUUUUGGACACAGACAGUGUUUCCAUGUUUUUCUGAAAAAGUGAAUAAAAAUUACAGAUUGAUUGCCAUUGACUUGCUGGGAUUUGGCAAGAGUCCAAAGCCAAGAGAUUGCUCAUACACUUUGAAGGAUCAUGUGGAAAUGAUUGAGAAAUCCGUGAUUCAACCGUUGGAGUUAAGUAGUUUUCAUUUGGUUGCACACUCCAUGGGUUGCAUAAUUGCAUUGGCCUUGGCUGCCAAGUACCCCAAGUGUGUAAAAUCAAUCACCCUUGUUGCUCCUCCAUACACUUCUUCUGAGGGAAAUGAAGCUUGUCUAAAUGCACUAUCAAUGCUUGCUGGAAAGAAAUUGUGGUCCCCAUUGUCAUUUGGUUCUUCAUUCAUGUCAUGGUAUGAGCACUUGGGUCGCACAGUUUGCCUUGUCUAUUGCAGAAAUCACAGGAUAUGGGAGAGCAUUCUAAAAUUCAUUACUCGCAAGAGGGAUCUUCCUUUCUUUACCAUAGACUUGACCAGGCACACCCAUCAUUCAGCUUGGAGUACCAUGCACAAUGUGAUAUGUGGGGGAGCAAAAUUUGUGGAUAGUUAUCUAAUGAUUUUGACCAGAGUUGGAGUUAGAAUAAAUGUGAUUCAAGGUGAUAAAGAUCAGAUUGUCCCAAUGGAGUGUUGUAGUAAGUUAAAGUUGAAGGCUCCUAAUGCGGAAAUCUGCAUCAUUCCAAAUGCAAACCAUGGCACUGUACUUUUUGGCAGAAAGAAGGCAUUUGCAUAUAGUUUGGAGCAUAUAUGGGAAUCUUGCUGUUGAUAUAAAGUGAAUUUCUGUGGUGAAACAUGGCAAUUUCUUUUUGGGGUAAAUGGCAAGAUAUGAAAUUUUAAUUUUAGGGAUAAGCUUAGAAGUGAGAUGAAAAAAUGGUAUCAUUUAUAGAUGUUGUUUGAGAAAUAAAAUGAAAUCCAGAAUAGCCUACUAAUGCCAAAAUGUUUACAGCAUAAUAAAAUACUGUAUUUUUUAUAUUUUAAAA
This is a messenger RNA of Glycine soja, 1904 nucleotides long. Its product is annotated as probable lysophospholipase BODYGUARD 4. Lineage: Eukaryota; Viridiplantae; Streptophyta; Magnoliopsida; Fabales; Fabaceae. The record is from RefSeq and is a predicted model, not a curated record. The coding region runs from base 380 to 1690 and encodes 436 amino acids. The transcript has 4 exons.